Molecule: messenger RNA, 2340 nt
Organism: Juglans microcarpa x Juglans regia
Lineage: Eukaryota; Viridiplantae; Streptophyta; Magnoliopsida; Fagales; Juglandaceae
Product: transcription factor HEC2-like
Exons: 1
Coding region: 1353-2126 (257 amino acids)
Biological process (GO): regulation of DNA-templated transcription
Molecular function (GO): DNA-binding transcription factor activity; protein dimerization activity
Source: RefSeq, a predicted model, not a curated record
UAUCUUUGGAACAUUCUUUCAGUGAUUAAUGUUUUUAACCCUCAUUUGAUAGAUGAGGUCUUCUUCUACACAGAUCUACUUUAGUUUAACCUGAUUCCCAGCUUCUUCGUAAGUUCGUUAGCAAUUCCGUGCAGCACAUGAAGCAGGUUGCAUCAGAACCUGAUCCAUCUCGAAAAGCGUUCCAUUUCAACGGGAGGAUGAGCCCUAUAAAGGCUUUUUCUGCAUGCUGCGUGCUGCUGCUACUGCACAUUAGGAUAUAUAAUGGGAACAAGUUGAUCAAGCUGCUACGUACGCCACCUGUACAUUUCCGGUGGAUCCAACGGAACCGGAUCCCGGCCACCGCCAAACGGGAAAAGUAGCAAUCUCUCAUUUAAAGGAGUCUAGUGAGAUUUCUGACAUCUGUCAUGCAUGUGAGUGUGGGGCUUUUGGUUUCUAAAAGAUAGAAAGUGACCAUUUUUAGACUACUCCAACAGUUUCCCAUUGGCUUUCCACUCAAACGUAUUGUAUAUGCCAUUUACCCAAAUUUCACAGCAAAAUGAUUCGCAUUGCACCCAUCAAAACCAGUAGUACUUAUAUAUGCUAGUCCUGCCACAGUUGGUACAUCUGAAGUACCCUUUCCACUUGGUGGGCCGCAAAAUCUCUGAAUGUGCAAAAACAUUUCAUACCUACCAAAAUAAAUUAAAAAAAGCAGGUUUUAAUGGAGUGUGUAUAAUGCCAUGUUAAAUUUCAAUUACCAUUCCCAAAUCAGAACUUUUAAGUAAAAUGAUCAUAUUUCUAUACUUGCUACUUGCUAGCGCAGGUCUCUGAACAGAUCUAAUAAUUAUUGGUCUGCUAACAUCUUGAAGAACUUGGCCCCACAAGUUUAAUAUUGGCCUAGAUCAUCAAUAUGAUCAGCCAGUUGGCUGUCAUCGAUGCUCUUCCAGGCAGCAAUAAUCAUGUGCUUGUUUUAAUCUUUAUAUCUGAAACGAUAAAGCUGGGAGUGUGUCUGAUUAGAGAAAGGGAAAAAAAAAAAAAAAGUAAAGGAAAAGGAAGUGAUCCUUUGCAAGAGCAAAGGGUAAGAGAUUGGGAAGAAUUUAUUUCAGUAUAUAAUAUUCAACCACUUGUUUUAUAUAGCUUUGCCAAUUGCCACCUGAUUGAUGGUCUGUUCCCGAUAUCACUAUUUUAUUCCUUUCCUUUCUUUUCUUCCUUCUUACCCUUACCCUUUCUUUCUUUCACUGAACAUUCUGAUAAAACUCUCAUCAGUCUAUCACUCUUUCUUUAUAUCUUUCCCAUCUCUCUGUUCAUCUGCUCCUCAGUUCUGUCAAAUAGUUUUUUUUUUAAUAUACAGUACUAGUACUAUUGCUUAUUAAGCCAUGGAUGUAAAGCAGUUAAGGUCUGAGAACCAGAUGGAGAUGAUGAUGAUGAUGGAGAUGAACAAGCUUCUUCCAGUAUUCAGUGAGGCCUACAACAGCGUUGCUGAAUUGCCACCGCCGGAACAGUUUUCUGGUGCGAGCAGCGGCAAUAAAGUUGGUGCCAUGCCGCAGUACAUAGAUAUUGAACCCCAUAUGGCUUCUCCCUCGUUCGUAAACCUCCCAUCCAGUACUGUUUCAUUCACUAACACUAACCCAAUUCAUCAAGAGUCAUCAGCACCAAUAUCUUUCUUAUCCAGCACCUCCAUUGGGAAGUGGAGAGGUGAUUUAUCUGGUGCAGGUUCGUUUUCUGCACCUUCCCAGAAGCGGAAUUCCAUGGCUGCAAUGAGGGAAAUGAUCUUCCGGAUUGCCGCCAUGCAGCCAAUCCACAUAGACCCGGAGUCAGUGAAGCCUCCCAAGAGAAGGAACGUGAAGAUAUCGAAGGAUCCUCAGAGCGUGGCCGCGCGCCAUAGGAGAGAGAGGAUAAGUGAGAGGAUAAGGAUUCUGCAGAGACUUGUCCCAGGAGGGACCAAAAUGGACACUGCCUCCAUGUUGGAUGAAGCAAUUCACUAUGUGAAGUUCUUGAAAACCCAGGUGCAAUCCCUGGAACGAGCCGCGGCUAAUCGGCCAACUGGGAUAGGGUUCCCGGUGGCCAUGUCCAGUGGGAGUUACCUCCCGGCCAUGGCUAAGGCUUUUCAGGCUCCUCAAAAUGUGCAGCCUUUCGAAGAUGCUAAUUAAUUAAUUAGCUGAUCAAGAAGACAACUUAGUUUCAGUUUAUAUGAAAUGCAUUUUGUUGAAUGAUGCUGAUCAUUUGUGUAGGUUGUAACUCUUGUAAAGGGGCCAUGCAAGCUAGUUAGGUUCAUAGAAUCAUAUUCUCUCUAUCUUUUAGGCUUGUAUCCCAUGCUACAUUGCUAUAUAAUAAUUGAACUCAGUCCCUGAAUAUGAACCCCAA